Molecule: messenger RNA, 987 nt
Organism: Candidula unifasciata
Lineage: Eukaryota; Metazoa; Mollusca; Gastropoda; Stylommatophora; Geomitridae
Source: the annotation of a GenBank genome assembly
AUGGACUUUGUUCUUACAUUCACAAUUUCAAACAUCGGAAUCGUAACUAACAUCUUAGUCAUUGUUGUGUUUGCCAAGCAGGGAUUCAAGGAAAGCGUCAACAUCUCCAUGACGACCAUUGCAAUUUGGGACUUGUUGAAGUGUCUGGCAGGGGCCAUGCAAAGAAUGGCGGGACCGAUGAGCACAUGGUCAGCAGCCGAUGCUGAAAGUUGGACCAACAUUGGAGUUGUUGUCUUCAACUAUCUCAUCUGCUAUUCCAGCUAUAUAACAAGUGUCCUGGCUGCUUAUGUUGCCGUGGAGAGAUGUCUGUGCGUGUGUAUCCCAUUUAAAGUGAAAUGGUUACUGACACCAAAAGUCGUUUUUACAGUCAGUACGGUGAUAUCGUUUACCGUACUAGGUCUGUUUGUGGUUAUGUGGGGAAUUUACGACAUCGUGUGGGUGUAUAACCGGAAAUAUAACUGCACUGUUGCCGUUUAUGUAAACAACAAAUUCUAUUUUGACAACGAAUACCCAUUGUUUCAAUACUACAAUUUGUCUGGUAUCCUUUGGCCGCUAAUUAGUUUUGUCGUUAUUGUCGUCUGCACAUUGAUAAUCAUGUACAAAUUAAAACAGAGCUUUAAAUUUCGUUCCCUUCAAGCAGACGUGAAGCUAAAAGCGGGAAACCAGCUAAGCACUCGAGACAAACAAGUUGUCAAGAUGUUGUUAGUGAUCGUCGGCGUCUACGUGGUUAGUUUAUCACCAAGAAUCUCUCAUUAUUUGGCUAAAUACAUCGUUCAUGAGUUCUACUUUCUCAGACUGUACCAUAACUUUUUCGUUUUCAUCUGUUACUUCCUGUGGCUUUUUGAUCUCAUAAACGGGGCUUGCAACUUUUUCGUGUUUUUUGCAAUGAGCUCAUCUUUUAGAAAAACAUUUUAUGGACUUUUCAGAAAACACAUCCCAAAAUUGUCAAAUAGCAAUACACAAACAAGUGAAGUUGAUGCAUUUUAG